Ascoidea rubescens DSM 1968 is the source of this 2287-nucleotide messenger RNA. RefSeq names its product DEAH-box ATP-dependent RNA helicase PRP43 (gene PRP43). The record is from RefSeq and is a predicted model, not a curated record. The transcript has a single exon. NCBI's taxonomy places the organism in Eukaryota, Fungi, Ascomycota, Saccharomycetes, Ascoideales, Ascoideaceae. The annotation marks the transcript as partial. Gene Ontology annotation, molecular function: RNA binding. Gene Ontology annotation, cellular component: intracellular anatomical structure; spliceosomal complex.
GACCACUCAAAAAACCAAGGGGAAAUCUGUCUGAAAUUUCUCUCUCUGCAAAUGGAAACAAAAAUUCUUUUACAGCUACAAAUUCUUUUGAUAACUUAAUUCCAAAUCAGACAAGUGCAAAACAGGCAAAAGCAUUAGAAGAUGGUCCUACAAAUCCUCUAACUGGAAAUGAGUUUUCACCUUCAUACUAUGAAAUUUUGAAAACUCGUAGAGACUUGCCUGUUCAUUUUGAGAGAGAUGCAUUUUUAAAAAUUUUCCACGAGAAUCAAAUUGUUGUAUUUGUCGGUGAAACUGGUUCAGGUAAAACCACUCAGAUCCCCCAGUUUGUAUUGUUCGAUGAUCUUCCUCAUCUAAAGGAUUUGCAAAUUGCCUGUACACAACCAAGAAGAGUUGCAGCUAUGUCUGUUGCCAAAAGAGUGGCUGAUGAAAUGGACGUUAAGUUGGGUGAAGAAGUUGGUUAUUCUAUUCGUUUUGAAAAUAAAACCUCUGAUAAAACAAUAUUAAAAUAUAUGACUGAUGGUAUGUUAUUGAGAGAGGCAAUGGAUGACCAUGACUUGUCAAGAUAUUCCUGCAUAAUAUUAGAUGAAGCCCAUGAAAGAACAUUAGCAACCGAUAUUCUUAUGGGUUUGAUUAAGCAAGUCGCCAAAAGAAGACCCAAUUUGAAGAUUAUUGUAAUGUCUGCUACUUUGGAUGCUCAGAAGUUUCAAUCUUAUUUUAGCGAUGCUCCUAUUUUAGCUGUUCCAGGAAGAACCCAUCCAGUUGAAAUUUACUACACUCCAGAAUUCCAAAGGGAUUAUCUUGAUUCUGCAAUUAGAACAGUAAUUCAAAUUCAUGCUACAGAGGGAGCUGGUGAUAUUCUUUUAUUUUUAACUGGUGAAGAAGAAAUCGAAGACGCGUGCAGAAAAAUCUCUAUUGAAAGCGAAGAAUUAGUUAGAGAGCAUAACUGUGGUCCAUUGAAGGUUUAUCCGUUAUAUGGUUCUUUACCCCCUGCUCAACAACAAAAAAUUUUUGAACCUGCUCCUCCCUCUUUCACGCCCAAUGGAAGACCAGGUAGAAAAGUCAUUGUUGCUACUAAUAUUGCCGAAACAUCUUUAACAAUUGAUGGUAUUGUUUAUGUUGUGGAUCCAGGGUUUUCCAAACAAAAAGUUUAUAAUCCUAGAAUUAGAGUGGAAUCUCUUUUAGUUUCCCCAAUUUCAAAGGCCUCGGCUCAACAGAGAGCUGGUAGAGCCGGCCGUACAAGACCUGGUAAAUGCUUUCGUUUAUAUACUGAAAAUGCAUUCAAGAAAGAGUUACAAGAACAAACAUACCCUGAAAUUCUAAGAUGCAAUUUAGCUUCAACUGUCAUUGAACUCAAAAAAACUGGAGUAAAUGAUUUGGUUCAUUUUGAUUUUAUGGAUCCUCCAGCUCCCGAAACAAUGAUGAGGGCCCUUGAAGAAUUGAAUUAUUUGGGUUGUUUAGAUAAUGAGGGUGAAUUGACUUCAUUAGGUAGAUUGAUUUCAAUUUUUCCUCUAGAUCCAAUGCUUGCUGUUAUGCUAAUUAAAUCUUCCGAGUUUUAUUGUUCUGAUGAAAUUUUAACAAUUGUUUCUUUGUUGUCUGUUCCAAAUGUAUUUGUCAGACCUCCAAAUGCGAAAAAAGAGGCAGACGAAAUGAAAAAUUAUUUUGCUCAUUCUGACGGUGACCACAUAACAUUAUUGAACGUGUUUAAAGGAUUUAACUCUGAUGAAGCAAGAGAAAUGGGUGCACAUCGUUGGUGUCGAAAAUACUUUCUUUCUUAUAAAGCUUUGCAAAGUGCCGAUAAAAUUCGUUACCAAUUGCAAAGGCUUAUGGAGAAAAAUGAUUUAGAAAUAAAUUCAACUCCAGAAGAUAGCAGGUUUUAUUAUGAUAAUAUACAAAAGGCUUUAACAUCCGGUUUUUUCAUGCAAGUUGCAAAGAAAAAAAGUGGUGGAAAGGCAUAUAUGACUAUAAAAGAUAACCAAGAAGUUUUAUUACACCCAAGUACUGUCUUGUCAUUUGACAGUGAAUGGGUGAUUUACAAUGAGUUUGUUUUAACCACUCAAAACUAUAUUAGAACAGUGACAGCUAUAAAACCGGAGUGGUUGGUAGAACUAGCUCCUUUAUAUUACAAUUUAGAUCAUUUUCAAAGUGGUGAUGUCAAGCUAAGUUUAGAAAGAGUAAUAGAACGAGUUGAAAAAAGUAGAGAAAUAAAACAAUUAAAAUUGAAAGAAAAUUCAAAAAAAAACGGCGAUAAAUCAAAAUCGAAAUCAAAAUCAAAAUCGAAAUCAAAAUC